Messenger RNA from Coturnix japonica (Japanese quail), 7665 nucleotides. RefSeq names its product diacylglycerol kinase epsilon (gene DGKE). The record is from RefSeq and is a predicted model, not a curated record. Gene Ontology annotation, molecular function: ATP-dependent diacylglycerol kinase activity. Gene Ontology annotation, biological process: phospholipase C-activating G protein-coupled receptor signaling pathway. Gene Ontology annotation, cellular component: membrane. Lineage: Eukaryota; Metazoa; Chordata; Aves; Galliformes; Phasianidae.
CAGCUCCAUGGCGGCCUUGCCCCGCGCUGGUGUCGGUGCGGCUCCUGGCUGAGGGCAGCGCUGAGCUCUGCAGCCGGUUGUGUCGGAUGGAGGCGCUUACAGACAAACACGGAUCGGUUGCUGCUCCCUGAAGCCGCCCGGCGUUUCCUCAUGGCGGGCAGCCAGCCCCGGGUUCGUCGUACUGUGGAUGUGAGGCGAUAGGCUGCGGGGAUGGCGGGCACCGAGAGCGGGGCCUUGUCCUCGGUGUUGGCCGAAUGGAGCCUGUUGCUCUGGACGCUGUGUGCCGUGCUGCUGCCGGUGCUGGUCACUCUAUGGUGCAGCUCCCAUCGCUCCCGGCGGCAGAUGCUGAUCCGUGACAUCUUCUGUAAGAGCAAACACGACUGGCAUUACACAGACCUGUUCGUGCAGCCGUCCUACUGCUGCGUGUGCGCUCAGCACAUCCUGCGAGGAGCAUUCUGCUGCUGCUGCGGGCUGCGGGUCUGCGAGGGGUGUCUGAAAAAGGCCGAGCAGCAUUUCCACUGCAAGGAGAUCGUGAUGAGGAGCGAAGGAGGAGCAGCACGCGGCUCUAUGCAGCACCACUGGAUCAGAGGCAACGUCCCGCUGUGCAGCCACUGCAUGGUGUGCAGGCAGCAGUGCGGCACGCAGCCCAAGCUCUGCGAUUACAGAUGUGUGUGGUGUCAGUGCACUGUCCAUGAUGAAUGCAUGUUGGAUUGCUUAAAGGUUCAGGAAUGCACCUUUGGAGAAUUCAAAGACUUAAUUAUUCCACCCUACUACUUGUCUACAAUCGACCAGAUGCGUAAAGACAGAAGAACUGAUUAUGAAAAGGUGGUUCCUUACUGCAGAGAGCACUGGAUCCCGGUAAUCGUACUGGCAAACACUCGUAGUGGGAACAACAUGGGCGAAACUUUACUAGGAGAGUUUAAAAUUCUGCUGAACCCCAUUCAGGUUUUUGAUCUUAGCAAAAUCACACCUGCUAAAGCACUGCAACUGUGUUCCUUGCUGCCUUGCAAUGCUGCCAGGAUUCUUGUCUGUGGUGGGGAUGGUACAGUUGGCUGGGUCCUGGAUGCAAUCGAUGAAAUGAAGAUAAAGGGGCAAGAACGCUUUAUUCCACAAGUUGCAAUUUUACCUCUGGGAACAGGUAAUGACCUGUCCAACACACUGGGCUGGGGUGCAGGUUAUGCUGGAGAAGUCCCUGUGGAACAAAUCUUACGAAAUGUCAUGGAGGCAGAUGGAGUCGUGCUGGACAGAUGGAAAGUUCAAGUGACAAGCAAAGGGUACUACAACUUAAGGAAACCAAAGGUAUUCACAAUGAACAACUACUUUUCUAUAGGACCUGAUGCUCUAAUGGCUUUAAAUUUCCAUGCCCAUCGCGAGAAGACUCCCUCGCUGUUUUCCAGCAGAAUUAUUAAUAAGGCUGUUUAUUUUUUUUAUGGAACCAAAGACUGCUUAGUACAAGAAUGUAAAGAUCUUAACAAGAAAGUUGAGCUAGAGUUGGAUGGUGAGAGAAUCGAGUUACCCAAUUUGGAAGGCAUUAUAGUCCUGAACAUUGGAUACUGGGGAGGUGGCUGUAGGCUCUGGGAAGGAAUGGGUGAUGAACCUUAUCCCUUGGCAAGACACGAUGAUGGACUUCUGGAAGUUGUUGGAGUUCAUGGUUCCUUCCACUGUGCUCAGAUUCAGGUGAAGCUAGCAAAUCCUGUUCGUCUGGGGCAGGCACAUACAGUGAGGGUGUGUGAUUAGAACUGAAGUGACACUCGGCAGAAAUGGACAUGCACAGCAGUUACCCGUGCCCCGAUCCAGGAGAUGCUGCUGCUUAACUCGGUAAGUAGAGCUUUAUUCUACAAAACUGACACCAUCAGUACAUUUACAAUUGUUUAACCGUACUUCUAUCACUCUUAAGGCAUUUUACGCCUCCCUCUUUAAUCUAUAUCCUGACUGCAUCCAACCCUACUACAUAAUAAAAAUGUGAAUUACUUUAAACAAUAAAGGACGGGCUGUGCCAGAGGACAGUACCACAAUACUCGUAACUUAUCCAAGUACAGAUAAAAGAGGCACCAGCACAUUCUGUUUGCAUAUAGUUCAGCCCAGACUACACAUUUUUGUCUGGAAGUGGAGGAUCGUGAAAGUUGGAAGACACAGAGUGUAUCGAUUGGCUCUAUUUUCUGCUCUAGUUUUUAUGUUUGGAUUGGAGGGGGAAUCUCUCUCAUUUGAGCUCAAAGCUGAGGCAUAAAACGCCGGUUCCCACAGUGAUACAAUACCAUCCGUUCUUUUAUCCACAGACGCAUUCACUGCAAGUUUGACAGCAUCUUUAAGGUUAAUGGCAGACUGAUAAGCAGCGUGUAUCAUGUUGUGGUCCAUUUCUAUUACUGGGACAAAGGCCUCUUUUAUUGAUGUUCGUUGCAGCGCUGCUGCUCUCUGAAAUGAGAAACGGAAAAUCUCAUGCAGACCAUCUUGUGUGAGAAAUACAAGCAGGUGACCUUAAAUGGGCUGAGUUUUGGGCAUUUAUCUCAAAUGCAAAAGAGCACAGGUGACAAUCAGGCAAAGCCGUGGCACAAUUUCAGCAGCAGCUCAGCAGCACAUAAGCGUUACUUCCUGAUACCUGGAGCAAUAAGAAAGCUCUGCCUCGCAGCACAGAGAUGUAACUCCUCCUCAUGGAGACGAGUUCUCUCCCUCAGUGGCCUUUCUGCACACAGCAGAAAUAGUGGCAGAACUGGGGAGAGGUGGAAUCGCAGACAGCACUUUGUUCCAGUGCUCUUUCACUCGUGUUUGUGUAUUUAUCAGUACAUCUUGUUAUAGGAGGUUCUUGCAUGUGACUGCUUUAUCAUUUGACUAAAAGGAUUUGGAAAGCAGGACGACCAGGGCAGUUCUUUAUGAAUCUAUAUUCUAAAACCCCAAAGAAUCAGAUUUGAACCUAAAGGACACGUUACCUUUAAAAAGAGAACGUCAUCCCCUUCGGUCAGUGCCAUCUCAAUCUGGUCUCUCAGAGACUGAAUUUCAUUCUUCUUACUUCCCAGAAUUUUAUAUAUGUAAUCGAACUUAUUGCAAACUCUUUUUUCUUCUUCCAUAACUACUUUUAGGGUCUGGUUUUCUUUUUCUUCAAUUAAAGCUUUAAUUUCCAUAAACUCAGCUCUCAGCAGAUCCCGCUUUCUGGCAGCUGUCUCCUGGAGCAGACACAAAAAGGCAGAAACUGGCUUCAAACCAAGUUAGGGGGAAAGCGCUGCUACUGUGGGCAUGUAAACUCCAAUUACUCACAACUGGCAAUAGAAAAGCUCUCAGCACACACACCAACCCCGGCCAUCAGGUGAGAGCAGGGCUGAGCUGUGCUCACUUGUGGAAAAGAGCUCUCCCACAUUUCUGCUGUAGUGCAGCCGUUGCUACUCACUGCUGCUUUAGGUUGGGCUGCACAGAUGCACAAUCUGUGCUGCAGUGGGAAUGGAUGGGUUCAUCUCAGUUACUCCCGUGUGGGUGCGAACCACCCCUGUAAGGAGGCUGUGUUUGUUCCCAUCCUUAGGGAGCUGCCAAAACGGCUCUUUUCUGAUCCUUCUCAGUGAGAUUUCUUCCUGACAAGGCAGUUUCAGUACAAGGACUGCCACAAGAGCACAAACAACAUUCAGGAGCCAGCACACACCAAGCAAACAGCGCUGUAACUUACAGCAGCUUGACUCUGGAUUGUUUUCACAGAGUUCAUUGCUUGCACGGAUCUUUCACUCUGGUUGUGCAGCUCCACCAGCCUCUUCUUCAGUGCAGCCUGCAAAAGAGGAGAGCAGAGAGCAGCUUAGAAAAGGCGUUGCCAUGCUGUCAGUCGGGUCAUGGUUACUGGAGUAAGAAUCACAGUAGGGAGUUGUUGAUAACCACUGUAAGCAUUCAGUACCACCCGUUUAAAACCCAUUGCUCCUUUAGCAGUGCUGUCGUGCACGCACACAGUUUGUGGGGUCAGCACCCCCAUAGCCACACCUUUCCAAAAGCAAGAUGGGCGUCCUUGAGUCACUGCUGAUAAGGAGAACUCUUUCAUCAGCGGAGCAGCUCCCAGCGCUGCAAAUAAACUUUGCUUUAGCUCUUAGCCUGGACUUCGGGCACUGGGUAAAUACUGCUGUUCACCCCUCGUUGUGACAGAGGAUUUUUGUUCUCAGAUAUGAUUGGAUCGCAUCUGAGGAAUGCUGCUAAGCGAAGUCAGAGGGGCUGUCUUAAGUUAAUCCCGGUAUCUGGGCAGAUCGCCCCAGGGAGUGUCUGCAGGGAGCUCAGCUCGGGGCUGCCCCGUUCUCACCUCGGUUUUAUCUUUGGCCUCCUGCAGCGUGCUGGUGUGGCACGGCUUGUGGCUCAGCAGGCACAGCGAGCAGAUGCAGCAGCCGUGCUGGCUGCAGAAGAACUCAAAGAGCUUGUUGUGCUGCGGGCACUUUCUCUGCUGCAGGUCCCGCACGGGCGGGCACAGCCGAUGGUCGCGGAACGCCGGGCUGUCGUGGUGCGGCCGCAGGUGCUCGGGGCAGAAGGAAGCCAUGCAGGUGAGGCAGGUCUGCGUGGCGGCCGCCUGCAGGCAGCUGUCGCAGUAGAUGAGGGUCGCCGCCUCCCGUUCUUCCUCCUCGCUCUCAUCGUCCUCCUUGCCGUCCCCGGUCCCGCUGCCCCGCAUCUGCUCCACCACCCGGCACAGCACCGUGUUCUUGCGGAGCUGCGGGCGGCUCGGGAAGGUGGCGCGGCAUUGAGGGCAGCUCAAGUCCCGCACCUGGCCGGCCCAGGUGAGCUCCAGGCAGGAGGCGCAGAAGUUGUGUCCGCAGGGCACCGUCACGGGGACGUUGAAGAUGCAGAGGCAGAUGGAGCACGUCAGCUCCUCCUCCAGCUCCAACAGGUUCGGCUCCGACUUAGUUCUGCUCAUCGACGCCAUUAUCCCGCUGCUGCCUCCAGACCCCGAGGAAACGAAACUGGGGCUGCGGAUUUCCGUAAAAUUACGAACCAUCUCCCCGCCUCGAGGGGCGCGGCGGGUCCGCCCCGGGUUGAGCCCAGCGGGGGCGGCGGACGGGGCGGGACGGGCAGGCGGGGAAGCAGCGCGGGUUGCGGUGUCCCGGGGAGCUGCGAUCCGUGCGGGCGCUGGAGCGGACCGAGCCGGCGAAGUACGUGUGUGCGGUUUUCUUGCGUUGUUCUGAGCAAAGGCAGCACUGACACUUCAACACUGAAAGGGCAAAAGGGUUCGGCUGUAAAGGUUUCAGAGCACACUCGGCUGAACACGCUGGGACACCGUUUUGUCUGGGUUCGUUUGUAUUGUGCUGGUUCUAGGCUGAGUUCUGUCACCAACACUGUUUAUCCUCCUCUCUAAAUUACAGAAGCAUAAAAUCCUUAAACUUUUCUUGAUGUUUUCAGGUGAACCCUGUAUAGAACUGUAAGGUCUGGCCAUUCAUGUCAUGCUCUGCAGUAAAGAACCAUGGACGUCAAUAUAUUUUUCUUUCAAUGCUGGAUUUUAAUGAUCCUUACAACAAGUUCUGUAUAGCAGUUACGCUGCUCUAGACAAAACAGGACACAGCAGCAGAGCCACAAACACAGCACAAGGUCAUCAUUUAUAUUUUCUAUCAAACUAUUCCAGUUUUGCCACUCACAAAAGUAGAAUAUAAAAACUAAGAUUCUAUUAAAAAAAAUAAAUCAAACCUACAUUAAAUCUAUAACAAACAAAGCAUUCUUGGAUUAACACAAAACCAUCUCUUAAGAAAACAGUGUUUAUUUUAAAACCAUUUAUGGAAAAUAACCAGCAGCGCAUUUGCUGCCCUCAGAACUGGACGGCAGCAUCUCAUGAAACAAGUCCACACAAGGAUUUACUCGUGUUCACAUCUCAGACUGCUCCGUUUUCAGUGCCUGAUCCAUUCAUUGGAGGCUCAACGAUCAAUCUGGGCUCAAUCAGCGAAUCCCAACUCUCAGUUAUCUGGAAGCAAAAUCCAACAUUAGCGCGUACAAGGUGUACAGGCAGGUGCAAUUUCUUCUGCAUCACAAGUUGUUUGGAUGUGAACAGCAGCAGCACAGAACAAAGGUCACAGAUCAUUGCUCCAAUUCAGUGAUCUUCAUCAGCCUUAACCUGCUGAUGUGCAGGUAGGAAAACCAGAACCUCAUGGAGGUUCGUGGAGCCAAAAAGUUACACAAAGUGGUGACUUUCUGAGUCUAAUUAACUGAAAUAAUACGCAAGAGUUUAUUAUCUCAUGAUAAUUCCCAUUCUUGUUAGAAAGGAUUAUUUUUGCUUUCAUUUACUUUAAUGAAACGCUCCAUUAUAAAAGGACAGCAUUGUAAAGCAGGGAAACGUGUCAGCACAACCACGCGGCAGCCUUCAGAACAAGGCAGGCACGUACCUUUGUGUCCUGAGGCACAGCGUAUUCUAUCAGCUCGGCCCCAUCUGCAGACUGAUAAACCAGAUCAAACUUCCCUGGUUCUUUAGCAACUUUUGAAAACACAGCAAAAAAACCCACUUAGUUAGUAUAAACAGACAGGAAAAUGUUUACAUUUUUACCGUAUUUAUAGAGCUGGGUCAAGCACAGUUGGAUGUGUGGGGAUCUUUUUAUUUGUUUGUUUGUUAGGAUGUGGUUUUUUGUUAAACCAUUACUCCAAGCAGCUGCAAUAAUACAGCCUCCAUUCCUUCAGGCAGACAGCGCAGCUAUAAGAAUAACGUCACUGCACUCAGCCUUUAUCACAGCACAGUAAGGGUGUCUCACAUUAUCAGCCGGUGUGGGAUGAGCUCUCAGCAUCUUCUGAAUUGCAUUUCAGCUUUUGGAACUCUAACAGCAUCUGCUGAGAACUGAAUUCUACACACUAAAAGUAAGGUGGUUAUCUAAUAAAAUCGUGUGCCUGAGAAAAUUCAUCAAAAUACGCUGCCUAAACAUGAGAAAAUGCUCCACUAAUGACUCAUUCCCACCAAUAUAAAGGUCAGGUGCUGCACACAGCAUUGCUGCCGGGUCACUGCAUGGGCUCCUUCCACAGCCUCACAAACAAACAGCAAUGGGACCUAACGUGUUCUCUGGAAUUUCGUACAGCCAAAUUAAUUUGUCAGGAAAUGGCACAGUGAUGAGGAUGAGACAAAUCUCAUUUUGCAACCUUAUAUGAGCAACUUAAAGACUAGCAAGCAUCAAAACUGCCCAAUUUAAACAGACUUCUGAGGGAAAGAGUGAGCAGGGAAGAGGAAGCUUAAGAAAGAAGCAGAGGAUUCACUCCCCAAACAGGCAGCAUGUCUCACACUGGCUGCUCCCCAAGUGAUGCACAGAACAAGCAUGCAGUGUCCAGGGUACGUACUUUGGCUUGCUGAUGAGGAAAGGAUCUCAAGCUCAAUCUGUUUUUUAUCAGCAUUCCAACUGAUUAUUCUCCCCUCCUUCAUAAGGGAACAAGAAAAGAAUCAGAUAGGAUAUAAUUCAUUGCUGGAUAACCAUUCCAUGUUACAGCCACUCUGAUUACAAUUACAGGAAGUGUUUGCUCAUUUUUUCUCUAUAUAUAUACAAAAUCUGCAAGCCAUUAAAAUUAAGCAAUCUGCACUUCCUGGCACAGAUAAACUCAUGAUACCAUCACUGACCAUGCUGUAGUUUAAAUCACGGCCUGCCUAGAAGCCAAGUUACUUCAAGUAGAUGCUGAAUUUACUUACACCAGGAUCAGGAAUUUGUCUUGACUUUUAAGAGCAAUGUACUCAAAUACAGCUCCAGUUUUCUCCUUGAA